AUGGUCCUCGGACUGCUCACCAUCGCUGCAAUCCCCACGACCAUCGGGGUCUGCGAAGGCGUCGCGCAGCAGCGCGAACAGAACAAGCAAGACGAGCAGGAAUCCCGCCUGGACAAGUUCCACCUCGACGUGUUCUGCGAUGCGCGCUCGAAUCGGGCCAAGGAAAUACACGGCCGGCAUCUGGUCCUGAAGAAUGGCAAAGUGUAUGUUGCGUCGCGGGGUGGCGGUCGUUCAAAGCGCCAAAACAACGAAAACAACGAAAACGAGGCCUCUUCAGCGAACAAGAACACUUCGCUCGCUAUCCGCUCACGCAACGGCACUCAAACCAACGCCAGCGAUUCCCAAGGACAAAGCCAAAGCCAAAGCCAAAACCAAAAACAAAGUCAGAGCCAAGGAAAAAGUCAAGACCAAGGACAAGGAAAAGGACAAGGACAAGGACCAACACUGCACGAUCUCUCGCAAGCGCAUCCCGUGACGGCAUUCUACAUUGUGUAUCCCGACGAAGAGCGCCCGCCGCCGCGGCCGCGGGGGCUGGUGAGUACGAUUUCGGACGAUCCGCCGAUGCUGAACUGGCUGUACGCGGACAAGGACACGAUGGAGAUCAAGUACGGCAACCGGACGCAGAGCCGGGAACACAUCGUUGGGCCGUGGGACUGGACGGAGGACGAGGUGGGGCUGACGCUGGAAGGGUGGGAAGGGUUCGUGGCGGUCGAGGAGGAGGUCAAGGUUAAUAAUGGUGGAAAGGGGAAUGGAGACGGGGAUAGGGAUAAGGAUAAGGAUGAGGAUGAGGAGGCUGAUGCGGGUGAUGAAAGAGAGUCGCUGUGGGCGAUAUAUUUUGAUCGCAAGGAUGAUCGGCUCCGGAGUCUGGGUGGUACGAGGAGAAAGGUCCUUGAGAUUAGUCUGGAACGAAGAAUGGUGGAGGAGGACAAACAGGGCAGAGAAGGCAAAUGA
Molecule: messenger RNA, 951 nt
Organism: Xylona heveae TC161
Lineage: Eukaryota; Fungi; Ascomycota; Xylonomycetes; Xylonales; Xylonaceae
Exons: 1
Coding region: 1-951 (316 amino acids)
Source: RefSeq, a predicted model, not a curated record